Molecule: messenger RNA, 1472 nt
Organism: Suillus bovinus
Lineage: Eukaryota; Fungi; Basidiomycota; Agaricomycetes; Boletales; Suillaceae
Exons: 3
Coding region: 185-1306 (373 amino acids)
Molecular function (GO): protein binding
Source: RefSeq, a predicted model, not a curated record
CGCCACCAAGUAUUCAUCCACGUUUGAUCGACGUCUCACAAACAACAUGCAGACAGUCAGUUGGAACGCAAAUCUAUCCAUGGUCUCGGACAUUAUUUCUGCGAUGCAGAACAUGCUACAUUCGCAAGCAACUGUAUGCCACCGUCUACAUGUAUGCAUCCGAUGUGUUAUUGAAAAAUGACAGAUGCUGGACCUCGAGACCCCAUACUCCAGAGCCGCACUUCUCAACCCUAAUCACUGCGCAAUCGAGCUCGAAGACCAGAGUAUCGAUGCUAUCAUCACCGAACGCCGGCAGCAGUUAGACACAGUUUUGUGCGAAAUUUCAGACCUGGAAACGAUCAUGGAUGGUAUACAAACUCUUCACAGACAAGUCCUCGAAAAGAAGAACAAGUUAAUCGAGUCCAUUAAUUCGCACGAGAGACUUAGAUUGGCUCUGUGGCGCUUGCCAACUGAAAUUCUAUCCCACAUUUUCGUUUCCUGUCUCCCAGAAGACAAGUACUUGUUGCCCGCAUCAAGGCUGCCUCCCAUCCUGUUGACUAGAAUAUGCCGACGAUGGAGGGAGGUUGCUGUGGGCACACCUGGUUUAUGGUGCAGACUGCGUUUAGCAGUCGAGCAUAAUGACUGGCAGAAACGAGCCUUUUGCUACGACGCGUGGCUCAAGCGAACUCAAGACCAUCCGCUCUCGCUGGCACUCCGCUGCUACGAUAACUGGACACCACUAGUCCAAAGCCUUCUCCGGCCUUACAUCCAUCGAAUCUCUUCUCUCGACAUCGAUUUUCAACGAGUGGAGCAACCUGAAUGCGUAUUCAAAGACUUCUCAGCGCUUCAAGAGCUGAUCAUUCCCAAUCCUAUCACAUUCAAGCUGCUAUCUUCGUUCGCGCCCUUCGAGAUUUCGAUAGAUAGACAAGAUGCAUUCCUGCAUCUGCUCCGGCUAUGUCCUAACCUCUCCUCAUUAACGAAUCACGUGGCAUUCUUCCAAAAUAAGUCCUUGAAGCCGUUCACGCACCCCAAGCUUGAAUCCUUGCGUCUCUAUGGCAAUCCUUGGAUAUGCAGAGAACCAUUGUGGGGCAUGUUUAGUGCUCUCUCGCUCCCCAAUUUGCGCGUACUUCAUGUUUGGAACACAUCGACGUGGCCUCAUGAGGAGUUCAAAAUGUUUUUGGAAAGGUCAGCGUGUCCCCUUGAGAGCCUGGUUUUUGGCGGUAUAGUGAUUACGACUGUGGAGCAACGAGUGGAAUACGUUGCCCUUGUUCCUUUGCUUCAGGUAGUAGUUCGAAAUACCGGUCGUACUUCUAUAUGUGACAAGUAAUCCACAGCUCUUUCAUUGUGACGAGGAGUGUUGUUAAUUGAUACAGCAGUAGAUGGUCGGAUACAUGUGUAAUGGUAGAAAUUCAUGCAAUGCACGUUCGGAAGAGCCAUCAGUUUCGGUGAGCACAGAAUUUAGAAAUAGGAAUGGUACUUCAACGUUGCUGGUU